Molecule: messenger RNA, 1491 nt
Organism: Funneliformis caledonium
Lineage: Eukaryota; Fungi; Glomeromycota; Glomeromycetes; Glomerales; Glomeraceae
Source: the annotation of a GenBank genome assembly
AUGUCUUCCGAGAAUGCUUUGAAAGUUAAAUGUGAAGAAUUUUUCUCAACUGACGAUGACAUUUUACAAGUUAAAUGUGAAGAUUUUAUCACAACAGAAGACACUUUUCAAGUUAAUUAUGAAGAAUUCAUGUCAACCGAAGAAAUUACGACAACCCAAGAUACUUUACAAGUUAAAACAAAUGAACCUGUUAUCAAACGUAAAAAAUCCGGUUUAAAAUACAUUCCCGCAGUUGACUUGCACAUGUAUAAAUUUAAAUCCGCAAAAGACCUCGUCAUAAAUACAAUCAAGAACUCUUAUUCCGCCGAAGUAUCGAGUAUAAGAUUCAUAACAGGACGAGGAAAUCAUGUAAAUUCAAAUGGUGAACGAGGAGUUCUUUUUCAAAGCUUUCCAACCAUGAUAUCAUCCGGAGGAGUCAGUCGUUUAAUCAAAGGUUAUAUCAAACAUGAUGGCUCAUUUACGGUCCUACUUAAAUCACCCAAUGAAUUAACGUCACAUGAUUUAGAUACGAUUAAACAAGCCGCUUCAAAUGAUGAUGUCGAGGCUCAAUUCACCCUCGGAUUAAUGUACAUUGAUGGUAGCGUUGAGAGAGAUGUUCAAGAAGCCUUAAGAUGGUUGAAAAAAUCAGCAAAUAAAGGUGAUAUCAAAUCCCAAUUAUUAAUCGGACAAAUUUAUUUCGAUGGAACCCGAGUUGAUAAAAAUAUCAAUGAAGAACAAGCGUUUAAAUGGUUUAGUAAAGCAGCCAAUCAAGGUGAUUUUCAUGCACAAUUGAUAGUUGGAUAUUUAUUACACGAAGGGAGAGGCGUCACUAAAAAUGAAGAGGAAGCUUUUAAAUUGUUUGAGAAAGCUGCCGAAAAGAGUGGUAUUAAUGCUCAAUUAAGCAUUGGAAGCUUAUUAUAUGAAGGAAAAGGUAUCGCUAAAAAUGAUGAAGAAGCUUUUAAAUGGUUUAAGAAAGCAGCUAAACAAAAUGUUAUUGAGGCCCAAUUCAUCCUCGGAUCAAUGUAUUUAGAUGGUGAAGGAGUUGAAAAAGAUGUUCGAAAAGCUUUAACUUGGUUAACAAAAUCAGCUGAAAAGGGAUAUAUUAAAUCUCAGUUACUUGUGGGACAAAUAUAUUCUGAUGAGGUCGUCAAGUACAAGAAAAAGGAUCAAAAAGCUUUUAAAUGGCUUAGUAAAGCGGCCAAACAAGGGGAUGUUACUGCUCAAUUAAUGGUUGGUCAUUUAUUAUAUCAAGGAAAAGGUGUCACUAAAGAUUAUGAAGAAUCAUUUAAAUGGUUUGAAAAGGCCGCCGAACAAGGUGACGUUAACGCUCAAUUAAGUGUUGGACGAUUAUUAUGCGAGGGGAAAGGUGUCACCAAAAACGCUGAAGAAGCUUUUAAAUGGAUUAGCAAGGGAACGAAUAGAGAUGUCAAAAUGGCUCUAGAAUUGUUUGAAAGUGCUGCUAAACGAGGUCAUCUUGAAGCUGGCAUUAUUUCUGAGAUUUCAAAAAAAUAA